Anopheles aquasalis is the source of this 1268-nucleotide messenger RNA. Its product is annotated as luciferin sulfotransferase. Lineage: Eukaryota; Metazoa; Arthropoda; Insecta; Diptera; Culicidae. The record is from RefSeq and is a predicted model, not a curated record. Gene Ontology annotation, molecular function: sulfotransferase activity.
GCACCGGUUCGAACGCGCAUGAGAUAAACGCAGAACGCGCCGUUCGUGGCAGUGUCUAUCGAGUCGUCACAGCGUGCGGAAUGUCUUUCGAGUACACGGAAAUCACGGAUCCACUGUUUGUGGAAAACAAGCGUGCCAACGAUGAAGGGAAUUUCAUCAUGGUACGCGCAAAAGACUACAACAAAGUGCCAAUAGCUCUUCCAGAUUGGCAACCUGAACCCCAUUGCUUCAGCACAGAGUUUCGAAAGUAUGAACAGGAUUUGAUUGACUUCGAGGUACAUCCGGAUGAUGUGUGGGUGGCUUCGUAUCCGAAGAGUGGAACCACCUGGUGCCAAGAGAUGGUUUGGUUGAUAUGCAACGAUCUGAACUUUGAAGCCGCACGAGCUGAAUCAUUGCGUACGCGAUUCCCGUUCCUCGACAUUAGCUUGAUACACGACAUCAACAGCAAUUCGUUUGCUAAAAUUCGCGAGUCGGAACGACGCCCACGGUUCAUUAAAACACAUCUACCAGUCUCGAUGCUACCGAAAAGCUACUGGACGGCCAAACCAAAGACGGUGUACAUCAGGCGUAACCCGAAAGCGGUUGGUGUAUCGUACUAUCAUCACUCUCGUCGUAUUUUCUACCGUGGCACAAUGGACAAUUUUAUUCAUUCGUUCAUACAAGAACAUCAGUUCUACUCACCGAUUCAUGCGCACGUGAUCGAGUAUCAUGAGCUGCGGGACUGCGAUAAUGUGCUUCUUAUUUCUUAUGAGGAAAUGAAGCACGACUUAGCGUCGGUUGUCCAGCGGGUUUGCCAGUUUUUCGAUAAAUCGUACAGCGAAUCUCAGCUUUCUAAUCUGUACGGACAUCUGUCCUUUGACUCGAUGCGAAAUAAUAAGGCUUGCAAUUACGAAGACCAUACAAGCCAUACAAGACCGAUCGACGGCACCGACUCACGCUUUCUUAGGAAAGGAAAAACGGAUAGCUGGAAAGAGGAGCUGACGCCGGAACUAAUCGAUGCUCUCGAUCGGUGGACACUAGAAAAGGUACCAAAUGAGCAGCAUAGAAAGUUGUUCUCAUAAAAGUGAAAGCAAAAUAGUCUGAUUAGUAUUUUCCAUAUUGAACUGCAAUACAACUGCAAUAGAUUUCGAGGUUUAGUAGUGCGAUGGUCACGGUUAUUGAAAAUGUGGGUAAAUUGUGAGUCUUCAGUUUUGCUACGAUCGAUUUCAAACACUUUACACAAUAUUUUUGAAAGGUCAUUCAUAAAGAGGAAAAAGCAAACAAAGUGA